GUCAAGUUGGGACAAUAAUAUCAUCCUUUCGCCAUGGUCCUAAAGCCGCCCUUGUACUGAAGAAUUCACCCCAAAUACUAACUGUGUUCUCGGGGCGAGCAGGCAGCGACACCUCCAGAUCCUGAUUUUACAGUUAUUGGAGAAACAUGGCCUCGCCUCAGCCAGGCAGCCCACCUACAGCAGAGCAGGGCACCCCUCCCCCUCCUGAGACCAGUGAAGAAAAGGAUGAUGCAUCGGAACCAACAACUAGAAGAAGAGGCAAAGGGAGGCCAGCAAAGUCUCAGCACACUUUUAAGUGCUCUGCCUGUCAGGAAGCUUUUUUCAGCCCCUCGUCCUUGCGGAGUCAUAAGCUGUCUGCCCACAGUAAGGAGAAGCAGCAGCCAUACACCUGUAAUCAGUGCAGCAAGACUUUCCCAAACCGUGCCCAACUUUCUAAGCAUCAGCGGUCCCAUUCUGCCCAGCGUCCAUUUAAGUGCACACAGUGUCAUAAAGCGUACAAGACUCCAACAGAGCUGCGUAACCACAGCCGCUCCCACACUGGAGAGAAACCCUUUGUCUGUACAGAGUGCGGCAAGGCGUUCAUGCAGGCCAUCUGUUUGCGCAUUCACAUGACCCAACACAGUGGUGAGCGGCCUCAUUCCUGUCCCCACUGCUCCAAGAGCUACCCUACGUUGUCCAAGCUGAAAGUCCACCAGCGGUCACACACAGGAGAGAAACCUUACUUCUGUGCAGAAUGCGGGAAAAGUUUUGCAGACCCCUCCGUGUAUCGCAAGCAUCGGCGCAAUCACCAAGGCCAUCGCCCUUAUUCUUGCGAUCAGUGUGGUAAAACAUACACAGAGCUUAAGGACUUAAAGAACCAUGAGCGUUCGCACACUGGCGAGAAGCCAUUCCUCUGCUCGGACUGUGGUAAGGCCUUCUCGCGCUCCUCGUCUCUGGCCUGCCACUUGCGCAUACACUCUCAAAGCAAGCCCUACCAGUGUGAGCAGUGUGGCAAAGGCUUCACUCAGCUCUCUUCCUACCAGUCUCACCUCCGGACGCACUCUGGAGAGAAGCCCUUCCUCUGUCCGCAGUGUGGCAAGAUGUUCUCUGACCCGUCCAGCUUCCGCCGGCACCAAAGGGCGCACCAGGGUUUUAAGCCUUACCCCUGCGACAAGUGCAGCAAGCGGUUUCGACAACCGGCUGACCUGGCAGUGCACCAGCGUGUGCAUUCAGGUCAGAGACCAUACAAGUGCCAAAACUGCGAUAAGGCUUUUGUCGCAUCCUGGGACCUGCGGCGUCAUAUGCUGGUGCACACUGGGCUGCGGCCUUUCUCCUGCACUGAAUGUGGCAAGUCUUUUGCAGAGCGCUCCAGCCUCAACAAGCACCGGAGGGUCCAUUCUGGAGAGCGACCUUUCAAGUGCCAGAUGUGCUUUAAGUCCUUUGUGGUGUCAUCCAGCUUGCGCAAGCAUGAGAGGACGCACUUAGCAGAGAGGCCUGUGCAACAACAAGAGCCGACGCCAGAGACUACACAAGUCUUUACACAAAAUACCAAUUCGCAGUUUUCCUGUUCUCACUGUGAUUUGGUUUUUGGGACAUGGGAGGAGGUGCAGGCCCAUGCUGCCCUUCAUACCAUAUCGCCACCUUCUGAUUCAGCUGCUACAUCUCUCAACAUAGGCCCAUAUGUUUGUAUGACCUGCCAGGUGGAGUUCAUAGAGCUGUCCGCUCUCCAAGCCCAUAACAAAAUGCACCCCAAGCCACGACCCCAUGUCUGCAAUGACUGCGGCAAAGGUUUCCUGAACAAAGCCGGAUUACGGAAACAUCAACGCAUUCACUCCACCAGCCGACCACACUGCUGUACAGUCUGUGGCAAGACUUUCCUCUUUGCUGCAUACCUACGUAAACAUCAACGCACCCACCGUGACAAUGAGUCCUCAUUGUCUUUGCCGCAUGCAGACAUAGCACACACCGACCCCCUUCCGUCCCCACCCAGUGCAGCCUCCCCGACUGGCUCAGAGCCCACGUCCAUUUCUCUGACUGUACCUGUUGCUGUACCAGUGUCUGCAUUCCAGACUAUGUCAGCCCAUGUGUAUAUAGACAAGGAAGAUGAGCUUUAAAAUUGGUGACUGUGGUCUUGCUUAGUUCAUUGAAACACUGGCUGUGAAAGUCUUUUUAUAAGGAUGCAUUUCACAAGACACACAGAUAUGUGUCAACCAUUUUUUGUAUCAUAGCUUUAAAUUAAAUUCUUUUAUACACUAACAGUUAUUGUAAAAUAAUUUGAAACCUAGUGAAAAUAGUUUACUAUUUAUACAAAUUAAACUAAAAUCAUGUAUUAAUUAUUUUCCUGUACUUCACUUACAUGCAUUACAUUCAGUGUUCUGAAUGUGGAAAACACAAGCCACACUUCUUAAUGAAAGAAAGUAUUAUGCUUUUUAAUCCAAAUUUUCCCAUUGUUUUAGAGGUUCACACAAAACCCUGUUCUGUCUUUAUUCCUACAAGUCAGUAUGUUACAUACAAAUUAUGUAAUCUGCCUUCUGUUGGUUUGUAGCCACUACCUGCACAUGCCAGUUCACCUUUGACUGGUUAAACGAGUGGUCUAUAACUGUUUUAUUUAAAAUAAAAUGUCACAUUCAGUGAA
Molecule: messenger RNA, 2614 nt
Organism: Astyanax mexicanus (Mexican tetra)
Lineage: Eukaryota; Metazoa; Chordata; Actinopteri; Characiformes; Acestrorhamphidae
Gene: znf668
Product: zinc finger protein 668
Exons: 2
Coding region: 147-2093 (648 amino acids)
Biological process (GO): regulation of transcription by RNA polymerase II
Cellular component (GO): nucleus
Molecular function (GO): RNA polymerase II transcription regulatory region sequence-specific DNA binding; DNA-binding transcription factor activity, RNA polymerase II-specific
Source: RefSeq, a predicted model, not a curated record